Lachancea fermentati is the source of this 1146-nucleotide messenger RNA. The record is from the annotation of a GenBank genome assembly. NCBI's taxonomy places the organism in Eukaryota, Fungi, Ascomycota, Saccharomycetes, Saccharomycetales, Saccharomycetaceae.
AUGGAACCUUUAUCAGAGGAGCUAAGUAGUCUCUCGAUCAAUGACAAGGGAGCACAAAGCCACGUCCACUGUAAAAAAUUUGGCCACGUCAAUUUGACUGCAUAUCCUAAACAGGCAUUCCACUUUUUUAAAGAAUCAAGAGAAAUUGGGACAAUCACGCACCGGUACGAUGAUGAAAGGUAUAUUAUAAAUGACAAGAGCGGUCUUCCCCGCCUCAAUUCUGAUAUAUGCGAGUAUAAGAAAGACCGAAACAAAAAUAAAAUCAGAAAGUACUUGGGUCAUAACAUGACUACAGGUUUUGAGAGUUUUGAACCUCUUCCAUUGGCGGUUUUGGAGGACAUGCGUGGCGUUUUCUUGUUUAUGGAACGUUUUGAAGCCAAAAAUGGGACAAAGUUCAAUCAGAAUAAUAAGUUCACCAUUGUCUCGGCGAGACAUCAUCUCAUUGAUCUAAUUAUGUGCCCGUUUUCAAAAGAAGAUGUAUCGCUAGUGGUAACUUACGUUGACGGCUAUUUGUACUUCUCUCCAGAUAGCCGUCGUGCCAAGAAAGACACAGGUAUUCACUCGAAAAGCACACAUAUGAGGAGAAUUUGCUACACAGGAUUCGAGUUGGAAAACCUUGUGACCCAGCCGCUAGCCGAAAAUCAGCGUUCGUGCUUUUUUUCUAUGAUAGAAGGAAAGAUAAACGAUAACAUAGGGGUGUUGCUUAAGGCGGAAAUGGACUGCCACGACGAUUUUCAUGAAACAUAUACUGAAAUCAAAUGUUCAACUGACUUUAAGCUCAACAAUCAACAUCAUCGCCGCAAAUUGCUGAGGAUGUGGGUACAAACAUCCUUGGUUCCUCAAACUGAUUUGCUUAUCGGUUUUAGAGACCCUUACUACAACCAAUUAAGCGCUCUACAGAGCUACACGAGAAAUCAAUUAUACCAUAAGUUUAACAACAAAAACAUGAAAGUUGAUAGAAUGCACCUCAAUUACAAUGCCAAUAUAUCUGUGCAGUGGUUUCAUCACCUAAUCGAGCAAUUAUGUGAUCUGGUAGAGAAUAAUAUCAAAGAUAACCGCCAGCAAAGCUUCAGAGUCAUGUUAAGUAAAGAACUGUGUUUAAGCAUUGAAGCCCUCUCCAAAACACCGAAAGGUGCUAUUCCGUAA